AUGACCUAUUCGUCCGUGUCGUCCGUGCAAAGUCUGUUCUCCUCAUGCAACUCCACCGAGGCACACGACAAGGAGACCUACCGCGCGUACCUACACCAGGUCGCGGCAGAGCUCAACGAAACGUACCCCGAGGGCUCCUUUCUCGUCUUCAACUUCCGCCAGGGCCACUCGUCCGCGUCGUCCUCCCGGCGGAGCCUCCUGGCGGAGGUUCUGGCGGAGUUCGAGAUGACUGUGCUGGAGUAUCCGCGGCACUAUGAGGGGUGUCCGAUUCUGCCGCUCGACAUGGUGCAGCAUUUUUUGCGGAGCAGCGACAGCUGGCUGAAGCACGCGGACGAGGUGGAUGAUUUUCACCACCAGAGCCCUACUGUUGCCACUGCUGCUGAUGCUGCUGCUGCUGCUUCUGCUGCUGCUUCUCGGAUAGGAGGGGUUGGAGGUACAGGGUGUGGGGAGGAUGCGGAGUUGGAUGAGCUCGGAAACGGGUGUGGGAAUGGAUGCGAGAGCGGAGGAAGGGAUGGUGAGAUGGAGGUGCGGAAUGGCGAGACUGCGCAGGGUGCCCUCACAGCCAUGAGCGAGGAGGAAACGCUGCUGGCAGUGCAGAAGGGCGGAGGGUCGAGGGAGUUGCUCAAACUGCUGUACCCUGUCGACCCCACUGCGUCUCAGGUGCGGUACCUUGAGUACGUGAGUCGGCGCAGCAGCAUGCCCACGUGGCCCCCAGAGGAGCGCGUGGUUCAACUCGACUGCAUGAUCCUGCGAACGGUUCCCAGAUUCGAUUCCGCGGGCGGCUGCCGCCCGGCAAUCAAGAUCUACGGGCGGGUCCCUGAGAGCACGCACAGGGAGACGACGCUGCUGUUCCACAGCCUGAAGCGGGCGCAGAGGGGAUGGGGGACGCCGCCGGGGGGAGGAUGGAGCACACCAAGGGGAGGCUGGGGAACGCCUGGGGGAGGGUGGGGAACGCCAGGAACGCCUGGAGGAGGGGGGUGGGGAACGCCAAGAGGGGGAGGUUGGGGGACGCCGAUGGGGGGCGGAGGGUGGGGGACGCCGAGAGGGGGAGGAGGGUGGGGAACGCCGAGGGGUGGGGGAUGGGGAACGUCUGGGGGAGGAUGGGGGACGCCACAGGCAACUCCUAGGGGAGGAGGAAAGGGGGGAUUCAUUCCGCACUACAAGCAGGUAGGAAGGAGGAAACUCUUGAGGCGCCUCAAAGGUGGGGGAUGGGGAACGCCUGGGGGAGGAUGGGGGACGCCACAGGCAACUCCUAGAGCAGGAGGAAAGGGGGGAUUCAUUCCGCACUACAAGCAGGGACAACGUGGUGGUGUAGUGCCCCCUUUGAAAACUCCCCCAAUCCCCCCCCUCCCUUCCGCCCUUCCCCCCGUUCCUCCACGCCCCCCCGCUUCUCAGGGCGACACGGAGGUGGUGAAGGGAGACACAGAAGUGGUGAAGGUGAACGUGCAGGUGGCGGUGCAGGGCGACGUGGUGGUGGAGUGUGUGCAUGUGGACGAGGAGGGCGAGGGCGAGGCGGUGAUGUUCCAGGUGGUGUUCAACACGGCCUUCCUGCGCUCCAACAUGCUGCUGCUCGACCGCCACCAGCUCGACAUCCUCUGGGACGCCAGCGCCAGCUUCUCAGAGGAUUUCAGAGUCGAGCUUCUAUUCGCAGAGCCAGACCACGACAUCCCACCCACCCCCUCACCCAGGUUCUUCCACAGCGACUCCUCCAGGUUCUCACCGCACCACUCCACCACCCCAUCAGCAUCCUCCUCCCCUCUCCCCGACGAGGACUUUCAGACCCUCGCUGCUCUCUUCCAGUCGUCCCACUGGUCUCCUGACGACAGCCGCAGGGCUCUGGAUCACCUUCGCAUGCAGCUCCUGGGGGAACCCUCAAGCGCAGGAGGAGCAGCAGGAGCAGGUGUAGCAGGAGCACCUGGUUCUCCUGGAUUUUCAAUUCCGCCUUCUCUUGCCGCGUCGCUUGGGUCGGGUUCGGUUUCGGGUUCGGUGCUAGGGUCGCUUGCUGGGUCGCUGUGUGGUUCAGCUGCCGCGUCUGCUGUGUGCUCUCCACGAGCUGCAGCAGCAGCUGCUGCUGCUGGUUUUCCUGGCAAGCUCACGCAUCCCCAGGUGCAGCUGUUGCGGAGAUCGGGUGCUGCUGGUGGCGGUGGUGGUGGUUCGGGCGAUUUCUCAAGCCCGCUCUCUCCUGCUUUGUUCACGUCCACGUCAGCAAAUGAUCGACAAAACGAGGCACUGCCCAAGUGGUCGAUUCAUGACGUGGAGGAGGACGAGGAGGCUGAUUUCUCUAAGCUCGUGGAUGAGCCUGGUGAUGAGUCAUCAUCUCGUGACACGUCACCGACGCUCUCCAGCGACGUGAUUGGCUCGCGAGGGUCCACCAGAGAGUCCAGCUCAUCACCUCCCGCAAACCACAAGCUUUUCUCCUCUCCUCGCAGUUCUUCUUCUUCUUCUGCUGCUGCUGGUGGUGGUAGGAGCGGUAGCAGUGGUGCUAGUGUAACUAGAGCCAGGCAGAGAGCAGGUAGAAAAGCAGUACAGACAGGCAGACUAGGGAAGGUGGAUGUGAGUGCGUUGAGCGUGGGAGUGCUGUUUGGGGGGUCUGUGGAGGAGGAUGAGGAGGAGGAGGAGGAGGAGGAGGACGAGGAGGAGGAAGGGAUGGGGGAGGAAGGCUCACGAGAGAAGCAGAUGAGGAUGCUGCGGGUCUUAGGCAGGUUUGGUGCACCUGGUGCUGGUGGUGGCGGCGGCGCUGGUGGUGGUGGUGGUGGUGGUGGUGGUGGUGGUGGUGGUGGUGGUGGUGGUGGUGGUGGAAGAAGUGUUGGGUCUGGCUCAGGGCUUAGAAGCAGUCUGGAUGGAGGGAUUGCAGGAGGCGGAAGGGGAGGAGGAGGAGUGGGAGGAGUGGAAAGCGGUACUGGGAAUCAUCACUCUGGUGUAGUGGGAUUUGCAGCGUCUACCGUGGGUGAGCAUGGGGAUCUGGCCAGUGCAAGAGGAACCGCUGGGCUAGUUUUAGGGUUUGGUCGGAGGUCAGUAGAGGGUGAAUCAGGGCUGGGAACAGGGAGAAGAAAAGCAGCAGCAGGAGCAGGAGCAGGAGUAAUAGCUGGGGGGGUUGACAGUGACAAACACGCCGGGGUGGGGCGUGCAAGGGAAGGGUUGCAGGGGCUGCGAGGGAAUGAGCUGCUGGAGAUCCCCCGACAUAAGCUGAAGCAGGCCCGCAGUCACAAGCACGCUCAUGAGCUUGCUCUCUUGCCUCUUGAUCUGGCUGGUGGUGGCCCGUCGCUGUUUCGCUUUGAGCAUGACCUUCCUCUGCCUGCUGUGCUGGCAGGAAAGGGUGAUGCGGGGUUAAGAGUGAGUGAUUUGAGCAGGGGAAAGGAGUUGCUUGGUGGAGGAGGAGAGACGAGGAGGAAGGGAAUGGACGCGGAGAGGUCGAGUGGUGUGAGUGUGGAAGCAGCAAAAGGCACAGGAGGUGACGGGCGAGCCGUGGAAGGGUUGACAGAUGAGGGAGGAGAGGUGGGAAGAGCGGAAGAAGCAGGGCAUGAGACACACGAGAAGGGUGGAGCAGAGAGCACGGAAGGAUCACCUUCAGAUUGGAACGAAUCCCGCAGGAAGUCUCGGAGGGAGUUUGUUAAGGGCUUGUCUCUCAAAAUCCCUGACAGUGCCGCAGGGGAUAACGACGGAGGGAGCAGUGACGGUGGGGGGAAGGACAAAGACGGAGACGACAGCAAUGGUAUCAUCCGCAGCAGCAGCAGCAGCAGCAGCAGCAGCAGCAGAAGAAGAAGCGGCGGGUUGGAGGACGGGGCUCCUUUGUCUGUGCGGGAGCGAUGCGCGUCCCUGGGCAGCAGGGGAGGGAGCUUCAAGGGGGGGAAAGGGUCAAUGGAGAGUCCCUCUGCGCCUAAACUGGGGUCGGAUUUGGCGUCCCUAGGGAGCAGGUCAGGCAGGGUAGCACAGCUGAGAUUGAGGGUACUUCAGGAACUGGAGAAGGAGAAGGAGAAGGAUGGGGUGCCAGGGGCAGGGGCAGGGGCAGGGGCAGGAGCAGGGGCGGGGGCAGGAGUGGUGGCGCAUGGGUCGCCUAGGCCAGUGGUGGAUGAGUGUUUGUCUGCUAGGCAUAAGCUGCAUGUGGUGUGGCCUCCUCCUGGUCAUAUGCUGGCUGGAGGAGAGGGCGGAGGAGGGGGCGGUGGUGGUGCUGGUGGUGGGGGUGGUGGGAGAGGGAGUGGGAAGCGGCAUUCCACAGGAGGGAUUGGGAUGGAGGGAGCGGAGGAGAGGAAAGGGUCGGGGCUGGUGAGGAGUUUCAGCCGGCGGUUCAGUGGCGGCGCCCCUCCCCCUCCCCCUCCCCCUGGAUUCAAAGGCCCUCCGCCCCCUCCCCCGCCUGGGGGAAAGCUUCCGCCACCUCCUCCCCCUGGGGGGAAGCUUCCGCCUCCUCCCCCAGGGGCAGGGAGGGGGGCGGGAGUGGGGGGGCACCAGCAGCACUACCAUCAGCAACCAGGGGCAGCUGGGGCUGCUGGGGCUGCUGGUGGGGGUGUGAGGAGAACCCCUCUCAAGUCGUUUUACUGGGGGAAGGUGGUGCGGCCAGUGGAGGAUAGCCUCAACCUGGAGCUGAAUCUGGAGGAGCUAGAGGAUCUCUUCUCAGCAGCACCGCCGCCCAAGGCAGUCAAGCUUUAA
Molecule: messenger RNA, 4644 nt
Organism: Closterium sp. Naga37s-1
Lineage: Eukaryota; Viridiplantae; Streptophyta; Zygnematophyceae; Desmidiales; Closteriaceae
Source: the annotation of a GenBank genome assembly